Molecule: messenger RNA, 13234 nt
Organism: Oncorhynchus keta (chum salmon)
Lineage: Eukaryota; Metazoa; Chordata; Actinopteri; Salmoniformes; Salmonidae
Product: voltage-dependent P/Q-type calcium channel subunit alpha-1A-like
Biological process (GO): calcium ion import across plasma membrane; chemical synaptic transmission
Cellular component (GO): voltage-gated calcium channel complex; membrane; neuronal cell body
Molecular function (GO): high voltage-gated calcium channel activity
Source: RefSeq, a predicted model, not a curated record
UCCAUUGAUGUGUGCUAGAAUGUGUGUACGACAGGGACAGGCAUCGUGAAUCCAGGGCUGGGCAUAUGGCUAUAGUUCCUAAAGAAAUCAGGGCUCACCUCACCGUGCACGGGUCUGGAACUUGAACGAAGGGGAGCGAGGAGUGAGUCUGUGAGUGGGGGCUGUGUGCGUCAUGUGCUGCAGCGCCUGGCGGCAACACACACGCACAGGUUUCGGGACAGAGCUUUUCUCAGGCAUUCAGCGCUGAAUUGAUCGGCUCUAGUCGCUUAGUAGACUAUAGUCCAAAAUACUGGCGGAUCUGGACGGAGACAAUUUCGUGUUCUGAUCUCUUAAAAAAAACAUUUCUAGUCAUUUCUACUAUUUCUAAAUAAAAGGGGGGGCUAUUUCCUCCAUUUCCAUCCAUCCAUUCUUCCAUCUUUCCCUCCCCUAAGUGCCUCUGGACGGAUAGCCGAGGAGGCCGUGGAGCGCACUUGUUCAGGAAGGGGAGAAAGAGGACGAGCAGGACACUGUUUUUUCCAGCGGGCAGAGGCACUCUGCGGGGAGGGGUUGGUGUUCGACUUUCACGGCUUCUGCACUGCGCUCGACCCGCUUGUGGAGAUCACGAUGACUGGUGGCGAGACACCCGAGCGGUGGCGGAUGCUCCCCACUCUGCUAUGGUGAUGUUGCCCGCGUCCAAAUGUCCCCUCCUCGGAUGAGACCACGUAUGAAUGGACGGCUGUGCAGGUGAUGGAGAGAAUAUGAUCAUUGUGUCGAGAGGGACAUCAUUGCAUUGUUGAUUCAGCUCUAAUAGUACCCUACAUUACAUUACAAACCACGACGGAUUUCAAUUAAAGAUGAUUAUUGAAUGCAAAUAAGAACAAUCAACAAAUGUCACAUUUAUUCUUUUCGUGUAUAAGGAUGCCAGUUCAUCUUUGCGCGCGUGUAAAGCGAGUGUGAGGUGGCGGGAGACAAAUUAGCCAGUGUACCAAACAUUGCGGAUGUUACAAAAUAAAUAAAUAAUUAUAGAUUUUAGCUAUUUUUUCCAACAUGUUUUGGUGUCUGAAACGGACCAUGGCAAUCACGACCAACAUGCCCGGUUGAGGGGAAACACUUGGUGGAUUUAUUUUCUUAUUUUGAUAAUCUGAUUGAUUUUAAUAUUGUGCUGUGGUCAUGAUGACAACGAUGGAGCAGCCAUGGAGAACAUGAAACAUUUAUACUAACUCAUCUUGGAAUGUCCCCAAUCUGAUAUCCCCAAUAUCUCAACAGAGCCUUACUCUUCUUUUUUGGACAUCUAAAAACGACCUGAAGAAGAAUUGUGAAUCCUACUGCACUGAUAGUCGUGCAACAAGCCAAGCUAUCCACCCCACCCCCACCCCCACCCCCACCCCAAGUUGCAUUUUUUUUUUACACCUGCACUUGACCAUUAGUACUAACCACAGAGAGAGACCAAAGCCUAGAUGGCAUCUUCAUCUUGUAAAGGCUGCACCAUAUAGGCUUACCGCCCGGCAACUCUCCCCCUAUGCAGGUGGAAGAAGCAGAAUAAAACAGUUGAGUGUCUGAGCAGUCCGCAGGCAGAUGGGAUGUAAUGUUGUGUGGUCGUGCUGAGCAUUCGCCUCCUUCUCAGCUACAGCUGCUUUCUAAAGAGUUGGUGUCCAGAGAAUGGCGCGGUUUGAAAACGAGAUGCCGUCCAGGUAUGGCGGCGGCCACGGCCAUGGACCAGGGCAUGGACCUGGAGGCCCUGGCCGCGGCGGCAGCCGGCAGGGCGGCCCGCCUGGAGGCCCCGGGGGACAGCGGGUCUACAAGCAGUCCAUGGCGCAGAGAGCCCGGACCAUGGCCCUGUACAACCCCAUCCCGGUGCGUCAGAACUGCUUCACCGUCAACCGCUCGCUGUUCAUCUUCAGCGAGGAUAACUUUGUGAGAAAAUACGAAAAGAUUACAGAAUGGCCUCCAUUUGAGUGGUUGAUCCUGGCCACCAUCUGUGCCAACUGUAUUGUCCUGGCUCUGGAGCAACAUCUGCCUGAUGGAGACAAGACUCCUCUGUCUGAACGCCUGGAUGACACUGAGCCCUACUUCAUAGGGAUCUUCUGUUUUGAGUCAGGCAUUAAGAUCCUGGCUCUAGGAUUUGCCUUCCAUAAGAACUCCUACAUAAGGAACGGAUGGAAUGCCAUGGACUUCGUAGUAGUAUGCACAGGGAUCCUGUCUACAGUGGGAUCGGACUUCGAUUUGCGGACUCUGAGAGCGGUCCGUGUACUGAGACCCCUCAAACUGGUGUCUGGGAUACCCAGCCUCCAGGUGGUCCUCAAGUCCAUCAUGAAGGCUAUGAUUCCACUGCUGCAGAUCGGCCUGUUGCUAUUCUUCGCCAUCCUCAUGUUCGCUAUCAUCGGCCUGGAGUUCUACAUGGGCAAAUUCCAUACUACCUGCUUUGACAUUCACACAGAUGAGAUUCGUGAGGAAGUUCCGUGUGGGACCGAAGCCCCGUCGAGACUAUGUCCAAACGGGACCACGUGUCGAAAGUAUUGGCUGGGUCCUAACUACGGCAUCACCCAGUUUGACAACAUCCUGUUUGCCGUGCUAACAGUCUUCCAAUGUAUUACCAUGGAGGGAUGGACUGACCUGCUCUACUAUAGCAACGAUGCCUCAGGGAGCGCGUGGAACUGGAUGUACUUCAUUCCCCUCAUCAUCAUCGGCUCUUUCUUCAUGUUGAACCUGGUCCUGGGUGUACUGUCUGGGGAGUUUGCCAAAGAGAGAGAGCGAGUGGAGAACAGGAGUGAGUUUCUAAAGCUGAGGAGACAGCAGCAGAUUGAGAGAGAGCUCAAUGGAUACCUGGAAUGGAUUUGUAAAGCAGAAGAAGUGAUCUUAGCAGAUGAUGAAGACCCUGAUGCCUUUGACGGCACCCGCAGGAGACCCACCAUCAAAAACCACAAGAACAAAACAGAUCUCCUUAACCCAGAGGAUGGGAAUGGAGACCUGGCAGUGGGUUCUCCAUUUGCGCGGGCCAGUCUGAAAAGUUCAAAGCUGGAGGGCUCUAACUUCCAUAAGAGGGAGCGUCGUCUGCGUUUUUUCAUCCGACGCAUUGUGAAGACCCCGUAUUUCUACUGGAGUGUACUGUGUCUGGUGGGACUUAACACCAUGUGUGUGGCUGUAGUACACUACGACCAGCCUGAACCACUCUCAGACUUCCUCUACUUUGCAGAGUUCGUCUUCUUGAGUAUCUUCAUUUCUGAGAUGGGUAUAAAGAUUUAUGGACUGGGGUCACAGCCUUACUUUCACUCCUCCUUUAACUGCUUUGACUGCAUUGUAAUAUGUGGCAGCAUAUUCGAGGUGCUGUGGGGUUUUAUCCAGCCUGGGACAUCCUUUGGUAUCAGUGUAUUACGAGCUCUAAGGUUACUGAGAAUCUUCAAAGUCACCAAGUACUGGGCGUCUUUGAGGAACCUGGUUGUAUCUCUGCUCAACUCCAUGAAAUCCAUUAUAAGCCUGCUCUUCCUCCUCUUCCUCUUUAUCGUCGUCUUCGCUCUGUUGGGCAUGCAACUCUUCGGAGGACAGUUUAAUUUUGAAUCUGGCACUCCCUCGACCAACUUUGAUACUUUCCCUGCAGCAAUAAUGACUGUGUUCCAGAUCCUGACCGGAGAAGACUGGAACAUGGUCAUGUAUGAUGGAAUAGAAUCUCAGGGAGGAGUCAACAACGGGAUGGUCUUCUCAGUCUUCUUCAUCGUGCUCACACUUUUCGGCAACUACACUCUGCUGAAUGUGUUCUUGGCCAUUGCUGUGGACAAUCUGGCCAACGCACAGGAACUCACUAAGGAAGAGGAAGCCGCUUCCAAGAAAAAUGCUUUGCAAAAAGCCAAGGAGGUGGCCGAAGUCAGCCCUCAGUCUGCAGCCAACCUGUCCAUAGCGGCUAAGGAGCAGCAGAAGAACAAUAAGGGUGGUAAUAAGUCUGUGUGGGAACAGAGGACCAAGGAGCUGAGGAAACAGACUCUAAUGACCAGCAGAGAGGCCCUCUACAACGAACUGGACCCAGAGGACCGCUGGAAGGUAAACUACUCCCGCCACAUCCGUCCUGACAUGAAGACCCAUACAGACCGCCCUCUAGUGGUGGACCCCCAGGAGAACCGCAACAACAACACCAACAAGACCACCAAAGAGCCUGACCCCCGCCUCAGCCAGCAGCACGCUGACGAGCUGGUCCGCAAGCAGACACACGUCCACGAGAGAGGAGGUGGGGGAGGAGGAGGUGGGGGCUCCGGGUCUGGUUCAGGCCCUGGAAGGCCUUACGAGCGGGCAGACUCUACGGAGAGCCGCAGGAGCCGUAAGGAGAGCAAGGAGCACCAGGAGCUCCAACACCACCACUCCUCCCAUACCCGCCUAGAUGCAACAAUGCUGGGACAGAGUGGGGAGGAUAGGCCCCAGAGAAGGCACCACCACCCACGGGGCCAGGUGGGCUCAUCGGAGCACAGGAAACCCCGCCAGCACCGCAUGCCCCCAGAGGACGAAGAGGGGGGAGGUGGAGGUGGAGGAGGGGAAAGGCGACACAAGAGCAGGGGGACAGAAGGAGAAGGCGAGGGGGAGCAAGAAGGGGGUGAUGGAGGUGAGAGGAGGCAGAGACGGCAUCGCCAUGGCACUCAGUCAGGGUGUGAUGGUGAGGGGAAGAGGACGCGGCAACACCGCAGGAAGGAUGGUCUCAACCUGUCCACCACACGGCCCAUCCAGAAGAGCCUCUGUAGACAGGACAGCCAGUACAGCGAGGACAUGGACAAUGUCAUGAACAGUAAACUGGCCACCAGCCCGCCCAAGCUACACCCAGGCUACACCCAGCAGCCCUGCCCAGCCUCGGGCCUCCCCAGCCCAGCCAACCACACUACCCCAGGCCCAGGCUUCGGCCCUGCAGGCCUCAACACUCACCUGACAAACAGCAGCUCCCACCUGGGCCUAGAUGGAAGCCUGGUUCCUGCAUACGGAAGUAGCACCCGGAUACCGGACCACACGGCAGUGGACAUACCACCCAUGUUUCCUUCCCACAACGCCAUAUUGCAGGUCAAUAAGAAUGCUAACACAGAGCCUCUGCCUAAGAAGGAGGAUAAGGAGGAUGAUGAUGAUGAGAAGGGUGAUGAAGAUGGACCCAAACCAAUGCCUCCCUAUAGCUCCAUGUUCAUCCUCUCUACUACCAACCCGUUCCGGAGACUAUGCCACUACAUUGUGACUCUGAAAUUCUUUGAGUUUGGUAUCCUGUCUACCAUCGCUAUGAGCAGUAUCGCCCUGGCAGCGGAAGACCCCGUCUGGCCAGAAUCACCUCGCAACAAUGUUCUGCGCUACUUUGACUAUGUGUUUACGGGAGUGUUCACUUUUGAGAUGUUGAUUAAGAUGGUGGAUCUGGGCCUGGUGUUGCACCAGGGCUCCUAUUUCCGUGACCUGUGGAACAUCCUGGACUUUAUAGUGGUUAGUGGUGCUCUGGUGGCCUUCGCCUUCACGGGAAGCAGUAAGGGGAAAGACAUCAGCACAAUCAAGUCUCUGAGGGUUCUGAGAGUGUUGCGACCUCUGAAGACUAUCAAGCGUCUUCCAAAGCUCAAGGCUGUGUUUGACUGUGUGGUCAACUCCCUGAAGAACGUCCUGAACAUCCUCAUCGUCUACAUGCUAUUCAUGUUUAUUUUUGCUGUGGUGGCCGUGCAGCUGUUCAAAGGGAGAUUUUUCUACUGCACUGACGAGUCCAAAGAGUUUGAACGCGAUUGCAGGGGCGAAUAUCUAGUCUAUGAGCGGAAUAAUGAAGUGAAGGCGCAGAAGCGGGAGUGGAAGAAGUACGAUUUCCACUACGACAACGUGCUUUGGGCCCUGCUCACCCUCUUCACCGUGUCUACCGGAGAGGGGUGGCCGCAGGUGCUGAAACAUUCAGUGGAUGCGACCUAUGAGAAUCAGGGCCCGAGCCCGGGGUACCGGAUGGAGAUGUCCAUCUUUUACGUGGUGUACUUCGUGGUCUUCCCCUUCUUCUUCGUCAAUAUCUUCGUAGCUCUCAUCAUCAUCACUUUCCAGGAGCAAGGAGACAAGAUGAUGGAGGAUUACAGUUUAGAGAAAAACGAGAGAGGCUGCAUAGACUUCGCCAUUAAUGCCAAACCGUUGACGCGACACAUGCCUAAGAACAAGCAAAGCUUCCAGUACCGCAUGUGGGAGUUUGUGGUGUCGCCGCCAUUCGAGUAUACAAUCAUGGCUAUGAUCGCGCUCAAUACUAUCGUACUGAUGAUGAAGUAUGACGGAGCCUCUCCGGCCUACGAGGCUGUGCUGGCCAACCUGAACAUCGUGUUCACCUCGCUGUUCUCCAUGGAGUGUGUGCUCAAGAUCAUCGCCUUUGGAGUGCUGAAUUACUUCAAAGAUGCCUGGAACAUUUUUGACUGUGUGACAGUCCUGGGCAGCAUUACAGAUAUUUUAGUGACUGAGCUCGGGAAUAACUUCAUCAACUUGAGUUUCCUGAGACUGUUCAGGGCUGCCAGGCUCAUCAAACUGCUCCGGCAGGGAGAGACCAUCCGCAUCCUGCUCUGGACCUUUGUUCAAUCCUUCAAGGCGCUGCCGUACGUGUGCCUGCUUAUCGGCAUGCUGUUCUUCAUCUAUGCCAUCAUCGGGAUGCAGCUGUUUGGGAACAUAGGGAUGGAGGAGGAGGAGGGGAGCGCCAUCAACGAACACAACAACUUCAGGACUUUCUUCCAAGCUCUCAUGCUGCUCUUCAGGAGUGCCACGGGCGAGGCGUGGCAUGACAUCAUGCUGUCGUGUCUUGGAGGGAAGCUCUGUGAUCCUCUGGCAGGGAAUACUGAACCAGAGUGUGGCAGCCAGUUUGCCUACCUCUACUUUGUGUCCUUCAUCUUCUUCUGCUCCUUCCUGAUGCUGAAUCUGUUCGUGGCUGUCAUCAUGGACAACUUUGAGUACCUGACCAGAGACUCCUCCAUCCUCGGCCCACAUCAUCUAGACGAGUAUGUCAGGAUAUGGGCUGAAUAUGACCAAGCAGCUUGUGGCAGGAUCAGUUGCAGGGAUAUGUAUGACAUGCUCAGGCAUAUGAGCCCUCCGCUAGGCCUGGGGAACAGGUGCCCAGCGCGGGUGGCCUACAAGAGGCUGCUGCGGAUGGACCUCCCGGUCGCCGACGACAACUCAGUCCACUUCAACUCCACCCUGAUGGCCCUGAUCCGCACGGCCCUGGACAUCAAGAUCGCCAAGGGUACGGAAGGAGGUGUGGACAAACACCAGAUGGAUGCAGAGCUGAGGAAAGAGAUGAUGGCGAUUUGGCCCAAUCUCUCCCAGAAGACCCUGGACCUCUUAGUCACGCCACAUAAGUCAACAGACCUGACGGUGGGGAAGAUCUACGCUGCCAUGAUGAUCAUGGAGUACUACAGGCAGAGCAAGGCCAAGCGCUCUCAGGCGCGGCUAGAGGCGGAGCAGAAUCGAACGACAUUACUGUUUCAGCGCGUGGAGCCGCCCUCCCCCAUCCAGGAUGGGCCUCUCUGCCUCCCUCCUACCCAACCGGCAGAUCCCAUCAACACCCUACCGGUGGAGGGGGGGGUUCCAGAGAGCCAGUCGUGGGUGACAGUGCGGGCUCAGGAGAUGUCCCAGAGAGUAGGCAGCUGGAGUCCUGAGGGACAGCACUCUGAGGAUGGCCUGGACAGCAGGCAUAACUCGCAGACGGUAGAGAUGAGAGAGAUGGGGCGUGACGGUUACUCGGAUACCGAGCACUUUCAGCCAAUGGAAGGCCACGGAAGGGCCGCUUCCAUGCCACGCCUUCCAGGCGACAACCAACGAAGGAAAGGGAGGCAGCGUGGAAAUAACCUCAGUACUAUAACAGAUAAUAGUCCUAUGAAGCGCUCGGCCUCCUCCCUUGGUCACAGUCGAUCUGGGAGGGGCCAGAGGGAAAGGGGUGGGGCCGAUGAUUAUGCAAUGGAGUAUGUGAUCCCCGAGGAGGGCGGAGCACCGAGGCACAGCCACCGACGCCGCGACCGAAGCCACCGGGCCUCUGAGCGGUCACUGUGUCGAUAUACAGACGCAGAUACAGGACUGGGCACAGACUUGAGCACCACCACUCAGUCAGGUGACCUGCCACCCAAGGAGAAGGACCGUGACCGCGACAGAGACCGCAGUAGGCAGAAAGACCGCAAACACCACCACCAUCACCACCACCAUCACAGCGGCUCUGUGGACAAGGAGCGCUACACACCAGACCGCGCCGACCGGGGGGGAGAGCACGGUGGUCACAGACAGCCCCGAGGAGACAGAGACCACGACCGGGAUAGAGAUCACGACCGGGAUAGGGACCACGACCGGGAUAGGGACCACGACCGGGAUAGGGAGCACGACCGGGAUAGGGAGCACGACCGUCGCUGGUCACGGUCACCCAGCGAGGGCAGAGAGUGCAUGACACACAGACAGGGCAGUAGUUCGGUGAGCGAAAGUCCCGCUCCCUCUACCUCGGGGACCAGUACCCCGAGACGAGGCCGUCGGCAACUCCCUCAGACCCCGGCAACGCCCCGCCCACACGUCACCUACUCUCCUGUCGUCCGUAAAGCUAUGGCCACACCUCCCGGAGCCCAGCCCCUGGGGCGCAAUCCCGCCCCCACCCCUCACCGCUUCUCCCCUGAGCCCCCCCAGGGACCUCCCCCACCCCACCAUGGCUCACCCAACCAAGCCUGCCACCUCCCUCCCCGCUGGGGGGACGGGGGAGGAGGAGGAGAGAGUGGGUCACUGGAGGGCGACGACUGCUUCUACAACCAGGACUACCAGGAUUACGAACGUGAGCACCACAAACCGCCUCCCUACGAGCAGAGCCCCACACAGGGCAACCCUCACAAACCUCACCCCCUCAACCACCCUACUCUCCCCGUGCUAAACCAUCCCCCAACCCCACAGCAGCAGCACCCUAUCAACCCCCACCCCAACAACCCCCACUCCCGCACCUCGCCCAGGACUUCCCGCCAUGCACCCCCACCCAACACCACCCCCACCCCCCAAGGGCAGCAGCCUCCCCCCACUCGACGCCUCCCCAAUGGUUACCGUGCCUCCUCCCCCUCCUCGCAACACCACCACGGCCCCACCCACCCCGGGCCCCACAAGGUCCCCCCUCCCCAGCCUAGAGGGCCCCGCACUAAAGACCUGCACGAACCCUACAACAACACGGAUGACAACAGGUGCUAGCCUCUGGAGACUAUGGAGGGAGGGAGGGAGGGCUCAACCACACUGUCUGAGUUAUCAGUCCCUACCUCCCAGCCCAGGAAAACACACAGCCAGAGCACUGAUCACCAUGAGACAGGGGAAACCAAGGCAUGAUUCUUUCUUUCCUUAUUUCCGUUUGUUUUUAUUUUUGUUUCUUCUGCUGCUCAGUGCUUCCCGGGGAUGGAGGGAGUGAGGAAGGGGUAGUUAGAAUAAAGGGAUGAGGAGGAGGACCACUGAAGGAUGAGUGGAAAUUAGUGAACAGGGUAUGGAGUACAAACCAAUUCCUUCUCCAAAAACAAUGGAACCCAGCUCAUCAGAUGCAAGGAGUUUUUCAAAAUGGAUGAUUUCAAAAUGGAUGAUACGGGGACGGAUGCUUUUCUCAACGUAUCAUGAUGCUACGCCUCUGGAAACAAUAUUAAAAACCUCCACAACGACCAAGACGUCAUCACGUAAUCAACACAAGAAACUAUGACAUUGCGGAGAACUAAGUGGAGUUGCGUUAGUUGCAAAAACCAACCACGACCCUCGAUGAUGGGGAGAUAUUGAUGAGUUUUAUCAUCUGUGUUUACUGUUAAUAAUGACAUCAGUGAUGAUGAGCCUUCCACCUGAGUGCGGUGGGGGGAGUGGGGGACACACCGGGACACACACCCUAACUCUGAACGAGAGAGGGGGUAAUGUAGGCGGAAUCUAUCCAUCCCAACCCCCCAAAAAAGAUUCCGCCCCAACCGAGUCGAGAAGAAACAUAAAAAAGUGGAUGGUGAACAUAAAAAUAAAUAAAAAAUAAAAACAAACAUUUUCUUCAGUAUUUCUUCUUCUACUCCUGCGGCUGCUACUUUUCCCUCUUCCUCUUCUUCUUCGAAACAUUGAAGCUUGAUUCUUCUGUUGCACCCGCACAGCUUCGUUGGAACUUGCAGAGUUUAAAAACCUGUGGAAUCCUGCAUGAUUGAUACAAAAAAAUGAUAACAAAGAGAAACUACUGUAAUGUGGGGGAAACUAUCCCUGGGUCCUUUCUAUAUUAGUCUGUGGGGUUCUCUCUUUUUCCUGUAAAUCCCUUUGUUUCUCUCUCUUCACCCUGAGGCAUCCCUCUCUCUCUCUCUCUCUCUCUCUCUCUCUCUCUCUUCCUGUGCUGGAGGUAUAAUCAGAAUAGUUAGGAUGGAUGGAGAGAUGAGGCGAUGAGGAAGAGAAGCACAAGGUCCAAGCCUUUUUUAUGCGGAGGGACAGGAUGAUCUAUUUCCCACUUUGUUCUUAUUGAAAUGCUCUGUGCCAAAUUAUAACUGUUGAUGUGGCUGAGAUUUGCACAAUCAUUUUCAAGGAAGUAGAUAUUUUGUUACAAGGCCUAGUUUUAUUUCAUGGGAGGAAAGAAGGCAGGAAAGUAUGAAAACACAGACCCCACAUAUUAUUGGUUCAUAUUAAAAGGGAGUUGAAACUGGGGGAGGAAGUUACAAGCACGCUCCAUGGUCCUUAUUGGCUCUUCAUCUGCAGAUGCAUAGCCUCGUUCAAACCAGAGAUAUGUCUCUAGUCUUCCAGGGUUUGUGUUUGAAAGAGCGAUGAAAAGAGAGAGAGAGAAAGAAAGGCCGAUGAAAGGAGGGAACCUCUUCAUCUUUCGUUUAUUUGUUAUUAAUAGUGAUAAUGGUUCUAUAGAUACUGAUAACAAUACUAUUGAUGAUUAUGAUAAUGACGAUGAUGAUAAUAAUAACGAUGAUGAUAAUGGUGAUGAUGAUGAUGACAAUGUUCAUGCUUGUGAGAGAGAAUUAUUUUAGUCUUGUAUUUGUGUUUGUUACUUUCGAGUCGGUUGUGCUCAGCGCGUCACCAUCUUUGUUUCGUGAGACGUUCUGUCUGGUUGGUGGUCCACUGGUCCGGCUGGUGGGCGGAGCUUUGUCAGAGAGGUGCAUUGUGGGAACAGGAGUAAUCAUAGUAAUGACUCUGAUACAGUGUAAUACGGUGGGGAAGAGAAAAGGAACUUAAAAAGGAACUUUCAAAAAAGAACAAUGUCAAACAUCAUACAGGAAAUCAUGUAUCUGACAUGUAUACUUGUUCAUUGGACAGUUGUUUACAUAUAUUAAUAAUUUGGGUAAAUAUAGGGCAGCUAAAUGGUCUUGCUUAGGUAACGAGGUCUACAGACUAAAGUAGACCAGAUAAAGCAUUAAUGAGACAGAGCUCCUCUGCCAGUUUGGCCCUCUAGGUGGCACUGUAUGCAAUACAUUGCAUCCCUGUCCUAUUGCAUCAUUCUAUCACCCCUUCUAUUUUGACUGUCGGAUUCCAAUGUUUUCGUAUCUGUCUUUAAACUGGGAGCAUAAGGUUUAAGUGUUGUCUGUCACUGGUGGAUCACCUCCUUUGUGUUCAGGACAUGUAACACAGCCAAUCACAAAUGCACAGGACAUGUAUCACAGCCAAUGAAAAUGCAUGGGAGAAACAAUGACUGGGUCUUUUCUGCCAAACCUCUGUGUCCUGUUUCACCCUAUUCUCUUUUUGUGUGUCUUUGUGCGCCUCAACUUAACAUCCAUCCUAAUACCCACCACUGUCCCGUACAGUGUCUCUCUCACAAUUGCCGGACUUUGAGGAUUGCCAUAGUGAACCAUUAAUUUAUUAGAAUUGUCAUUAUUAUUAUUAUUAUUAUUACACCCCAUGUCAAAACCAUUAGCGUCAGGUAACAGUGUUUGUUCAUGGCUGCCAUAGAUAUAGCGCAGUUAGAUCUGCACAAAUCUGGAUUCUGAUGUACUGUAAAGACAUAUCCCAUGAUUCUAUGUACCACACUUUGACCAGGAAGUGCACAGGCACAUUGCCUUUACAGUAUUCAUCUAACGUAGGAAUGUCAUAGACGUGUAUAAGUCACAUCACAACACUGAUAAGAUAGGAAUACACAGAUACACUCUCAGUAUGUAGCUCCUGGCUGUAGCAAGUAUGCGUGUACGUGCGUAUGGCGUGUGUGUGUUUGCAUGUGUGUCUGUGUAUGAAUGCGUUCUUUUAUAGCAAGAAUGUGUGUGUACAUCCAAUGUGUGUGUGUACAUCAAUAGCUAGCUGUUUUCGUUGGAUAUUUCAUUUCAUUUGUUUAUUUGCUUUGAAUAUUUGGUGAUGACAUUUGAGUUGGUAAGUGUGUGUGUGUGUGUGUGUGUGUGUGUGUGUGUGUGUGUGUGUGUGUGUGUGUGUGUGUGUGUGUGUGUGUGUGUGUGUGUGUGUGUGUGUGUGUGUGUGUGUGUGUGUGUGUGUGUGUGUGUGUGUGUGUGUGUGUGUGUGUGUGCCUGCCUGUGUUUUUGAGCGAGUGUCAGAAUGUUUGUGUCUGUGUGCAAGAUGAAAUAAGAUGUCAAUCACCCUACAAUUGAAACUAUGAGAGGCCCUAACAUUCACUGUCAAUCAUUGUGUCCUGUACUGACCAACCAUCCACUAACAACACAUAUUCUAAAUAACCCCACUGUUACUUCAAAAAGCAACGUAAAGCUGCUAUGGAAAACAUAGAAAUAAAAGCAUUUUAAGUACCAAAAAAAUACCAUAAAAAGGGAAAAUAUCUACUUCCAGAACUGCAUGUGCUAUGUGCAUGCCACACCGUGGGUGAACAGUCAUCUUCAGGAAUCAAAAAAUAAGAAUAUGAAUUCAGAUUUUAAAAAAAUAUAUGAAUAUAGAUAGAUGUUUAUACUAAGCAACAUGUUUUCUUUCUUCCUUCUAUUUUUGAGAACAAAAAAGGUUAAAAAAAAAUAUAUAUAAAAAAACCAUCAGCUGAGAUUUGUUUGGUUUGUUUAUUUAUGUUGCCAGCUGUUAACUGUAAACAUGGAGGUGAGACACUACACAGCCAUGUUCAGGACAAUACAAAAAAAAAGAGAAGUCCUCUUUUAAAGAAGAGAAUCAAAUGAAAAGAGAUGGGGAUAUCCCUGCCUACUUUUGGGUGGGGCCAGGAGCCAGCCAAAUCUGAUGAUGUAACCCUUAAAACUCUGGCUGUGGGAUCUUUUAUCUCUCACUCACUCCCUCUCUAUUUCUCUCUCACUCUUAUCUCUCACACUCUCAACCUAUCUCACCGCUAUUUCUACCCGUGCAUUUUGUAAUUCCAGACAGAAUUCUUCCUAAUGAAUAAAAACCAGAGAGAUGCACA